Messenger RNA from Calliphora vicina (urban bluebottle blowfly), 1385 nucleotides. RefSeq names its product EGFR adapter protein-like. Bases 141 to 1154 code for a protein of 337 amino acids. The transcript is spliced from 6 exons. Lineage: Eukaryota; Metazoa; Arthropoda; Insecta; Diptera; Calliphoridae. The record is from RefSeq and is a predicted model, not a curated record.
UGUGUGAAAAUAUACCAAACAUAGAUACAGAUGGAUAUUUUUAUACUUGUAACUAAACUAUAGAAGAAAAAAACAAUCUUUAAUAAAUGAAAUAUAACUCAAAUUAAAUUUAACGAAAUAAUUUUCGGAGCAAUAAAAACAUGGCCGAUAUACGUUUGCGUAUUGAACAAGCAACGGUUCAUUUACCACCUAGUAUGGGACGAAGACCAAUUCAUCCGUUGCCCAAAAUUGGCUUAAGUUAUUGCAAUUUAAAUUUCAGUUACAAUGAUGACAGCAAUAUUGCUAAACACCAUCAUCAUCACCAAUUACCGCUCUCGCCCAGUUCAGAGGAAGAUAAUUCACCCACAGAAAUGAACAACUGCCGCCGCUUACUGGACAAACCACCUUUGGUAAAACGUCUAACUAUGGGCAUGGGUUUAAAGAGAUCCACCGAGGAUAGUCGACCUUUAGUUCAUACAACCUCCUCGUCGUUUAAUUCAUACACAUCUCAAAACAUAUGCGAUGGUUAUGUUAAUGAAGCCAUUUGUGAUCCAGAUAAAAUUAUAUCGACACGUUUUGGAGAUUCAUGCAGACAAUCUCUAACAGAUUUGAAAACCACACAAUGCCUUCAGGAACAAAACGAGUUUGGUUAUCCGAAAUCAUUCUUAAGAAAAACAUGUAGUGCCAAUUCUAGCCCUAAACAUAUUUCUCCAAGCACACCUUUGCGAUUGGAAGGUCUUAGCUUAGCAGAACAGAGUGAACUGAGAGGAGCUCCUUGGUUUCAAGCCGGCAUACCAAGAGAUAUUUCUCUAGAGGUGUUGUCUAAACAAAAUCCUGGAGCAUUUUUAGUGCGACAAAGCAAUACUAAACCAGGAUGUUUUGCUUUAUCACUUAGAGUACCUCCACCAUCACCAAAAGUGGCUCACUAUUUGAUUUUAAGGACACCAAGAGGUUAUAAAAUUAAGGGAUUUACCAAGGAAUUUUCCUCGCUCAGAGCUCUUAUAACACACCAUUCGGUGAUGCCCGAACUUUUGCCCAUACCACUAAGCCUGCCCCGACCAACAGCUAACGGUGCUAACAGCGGCAGCCGCACUAGCAGCUCAGAAUUUGAUAAUUCGGAUACAUAUGGAUCAUUAAAUGACUUUCGCAAAAUGAUGUCUGAUCUCCAUGUAUGACUAUAAUAUAAAAUGAAUCACGUAUAUUGCAAUUGGCCCAGCAAAGUGCAAAAAUACAAUUUUAUAGAUGUACAUUGAUGUAGUGUGUGACAUUAAUAAUUUAUUAGGCAUAAAAAGAGAGCUCUCUAAAUCAACAAAGACUGUGUAAUAUACAAAACAAAAAUAUUUAAAUAUCAUUUCAUAUCGAUGCUAGUUUCAAAAUCAUUUCUUUCUGAAACAAAACAUUUCUAA